Molecule: messenger RNA, 1146 nt
Organism: Puntigrus tetrazona (Sumatra barb)
Lineage: Eukaryota; Metazoa; Chordata; Actinopteri; Cypriniformes; Cyprinidae
Product: thioredoxin reductase-like selenoprotein T1a
Exons: 6
Biological process (GO): cell redox homeostasis
Cellular component (GO): endoplasmic reticulum membrane
Molecular function (GO): thioredoxin-disulfide reductase (NADPH) activity
Source: RefSeq, a predicted model, not a curated record
UUUCAGUUCACUUAACAAUCGUCGUGGGGGAAGAUGCGUUUGUUACCUCUCUCGGUGGUAAUAUUAUGGGCCUGUUUUCUUUACAGUGCCUCUGCGGAUAACAGCGGCGUAAAGAAAAUGAAGGUUCAAUUUGCCACGGGUCCACUUCUCAAAUUCCAGAUUUGUGUCUCCUGAGGAUACAAGCGGGUGUUUGAGGAGUACACGCAGGCUUUGUACCAGCGGUACCCAGACAUCCGCAUAGAAGGAGAAAACUACCUUCCUCUGCCUAUCUACAGGCACAUUGCUUCCUUUCUGUCUAUGUUUAAGCUGUUGUUAAUUGGUGUGAUCAUUGUGGGCAAGGAUCCAUUUGCUCUAUUUGGCAUGCAGGCUCCAGGUCUCUGGGUUUGGAGUCAGGAGAAUAAGAUAUAUGCCUGUAUGAUGGUGUUCUUCUUCAGCAAUAUGAUUGAAAAUCAGUGUAUGUCUACAGGUGCUUUUGAAAUCACGCUCAAUGAUGUUCCAGUCUGGUCUAAGCUGGAGUCAGGCCACCUGCCUUCCAUGCAGCAGUUAGUCCAAAUUCUGGAGAAUGAGAUGAAGAUGAACGUGCACAUGGACACACUUUCACACCAUCGCUCAUAACCUUGCCUCUGAUUCACUGAACGGAGCCGACGACCCCUCCAUUUCUGCGGUGAAGCUCUCCUGCGGUUGUAAGGUGACGUUUAUGAAGGUUUGCGCUGAAAGUAGAGACUCUACUAGCGCACGCCAGAUGUCCUUGCGUUCUCCUCAACGUGCCUCUCGAGAUGCAUCACCAACAGAUGCUGGUGUGGGAUCUACGGCAACAACAGUGGCCAUAUAAUUAAGAUCGCAUCCCAUCUCUUGUGCAAUAACCAUUUGGUUCUGAUCACAAUGACUCCGAUUUUCAUUUUAGUUCAGAUGGCUCAGUCAACAGAAUUAACGAUGGCAUAUAUAUAUUUUUCCACAUCAUACUGUAUGGCUAACUCUCGGUAUACGUUUUAUUUAGUAGAUGUGAGAAGCUCCUAACUUAUACAUCCAACCCCCAAUCAUGAUAAUUUAACAACUAAGUAACAUUAUAUUUCUGAGCCCUGGAUUUUAUAUUGCUUUGUAUAGCUUAAAAUGUUUACUAAAAGAAGAAUAAAAUGUAAUACUAAA